Messenger RNA from Ahaetulla prasina, 761 nucleotides. Its product is annotated as mucosal pentraxin-like. The record is from RefSeq and is a predicted model, not a curated record. Gene Ontology annotation, biological process: innate immune response. Lineage: Eukaryota; Metazoa; Chordata; Lepidosauria; Squamata; Colubridae. Gene Ontology annotation, molecular function: complement component C1q complex binding.
AUGCCCACAACCACGAGCUCGUUGGAGGACGAGAGACGUCUGGGGAACAGACCGAUCCAGAAGAGAUCUGUGCUUAACCAGACCUUCAGCAUGGAGAGUCUGCGUCCCUUUCUCUUCAUUCCCGCCACCUUGCUGGGAGCUUUGGCUCAACAAGAUCUCAGGAACCAGGUUUUUGUGUUCCCAGAGGCUUCCAACACAGCCCACGUGGUACUUCAAGCCAACCUGAAAAAUCCCCUGACCAGCUUCACCGUUUGCGAGAGUCUCUACACGGAUCUGACGCGGGCCUACACCACGUUUUCGUACGCCACCGCAGCGAGCGACAACGAUAUCAUCGUCUACAAGGCCAGCCCCACCGACUACGAGUUUUAUUUGGGAAGGUCCAAGGUGACCUUUAAGGUCCCGGCUUCCCAGUGUGGGUGGGAACAUGUACGUGGGAUAGCGGAACUGUGGCUGAACGGGGUCCUUUUGCCCAGGAAGGGGAUCGGGAAAGGUUACGCCGUCAGUCAGAACGCGUCCAUCGUCCUGGGCCAGGAUCAAGAUUUUGUGGGGGGUGGGUUUGAUAGCAGAGAAUCUCUGGUGGGGGAACUCAAUGUUUUAUAUUUCUUCGACCGGGUGCUGACACCCCGAGAAAUGGCUUUACUGAGGAAAAAUCUCUUUGCAGGCAAAGCCAUCAUUAGCUGGAGAGCGUUGUUCUACCAGAUCAAGGGUUACGUGGUGGUUAAGCCCCUGAAGGGUCAUUUUGUGUGAGCCUCAAAGAUACG